AUGGACCAAUGCCAUGGUCUCUCCCCACUUGUUGCAAGACCUGCGCCUGCUGCAGCGAGUGCUGACACCCAAAACCCGGGCGACGGCUUCACAACCGCGGGCUGCAGUCGAGGCCUCUUCCCCGUGAUCUUCGACAGCUCCACGAAGCUGGCCACAGCGGUGUUGAAAGCCUUGUGCCAGGAACUCCAGGCUGCAGCUACAGACACACAGCAACCUGGCAGGUUGCCGUCCCUGGAACUCUUCCACUCGGCUUCGACAAAUUUGGGCAUCCGCUCCCUGACUUCGGUGGCCCGUGGCCAGCUGCUGUGUUUUUACCCCGCGCGGAUCUUUCCGGGCGCCACUCCGGUGUCAGAGCUGCCGUUGGGUGAUCAGCUGUUGACCAACGAGUACGAGAAUGUGUACCUGGACGGAAAGGGCUGGUUACCAGUGCACUGGCGAACGCACGAGCUUGCAGCUCGCUUGACCCCUCCGAUCCUUUGGCAUGGAAAUCGCCUGGCGGUGGGCAAUUUCUUGAAUCAUCCCAAGCAGGGGCAGUUGAUGGUCUUCCAUUGGCCCUGCUGGCAGCAGCUGGAGCAGCUGUCGCCGGCCUUUUGGGCGCGGCUCGUUCCACAUGUGGUGCUGGGCGAGAAGGGCCAGUUGGUGCGAACGCCAAGUGGUGGCAUUGGUCAAGACGAUCAGGCAACGUUUCCAGCCUGGCCGCACAUGGGCAUGGCCAUGUUCUCACUGCGAGGCACCUCGAAAACCCGGGAACUCCGCCAAGGCAUCCAGCCGGGUGAGGAAUUGCUCCUGAACUAUCGCCUUUCAGCGCCCUUCCCCAGCUGGUACGUGCCAGUGGAUGACGCAGAACUGGAGGCUGCUCUCGACGCGGAAGGCUGCGUGGCAUUUGGCGACAUCCACCUUCGUUUGGCGUGGCAGGCCGAGGCGCAAGGACACUCCCUGCGCAAUUCUCCGCCGAGAACCCCGGGCACGGAUGUGCGGGCGCGAGCCUCCCCGCUGGAGGUCCAAAAUGUGGCACCUCGGGCGAGGCCGAAGACCUUUAGCAUUGCCAUUCAAACGGACCUGGCACGUCCAGAAGACCGUAUCCUUCCCGAAAGGGGAGAGCAGCGGGCUCCUGUGCCCUCCUCAGUUGCAGCGGUUGCAGCGGUUGCACCGGGCAGCGCGGGGAAGACGAAGACGGAGUCGCCAAGGGAUGCAGGCCUUGACAUUGAACACGUGCGGGACAGCAUGCAGGUGCUCCUGCACAAUGGAGCGAGAUCUCCCUCGGCCACGGCACAACGAAGGCCCUCACUUGAACGGCAGGGUAGCGACGUGGACGAGGUCAUUCCACACGCGGAAUCAACAGCUCCAAGCGUGCCAGCAGCGGUUGCCAAGACAGGUGAUGGCUCUCAGGAAUCACCACAGGCGUUGCAACUGGCUCCACGACACUCCAGCGAGAUCAGGUUGCCACCCGGAGCUGUGACCAGCAGAACGGAGGCACAGCACGCCAAACCUGCCAAACCGCUGGAGGCUGGUGGGGAUGACCCCCUCAACAUCUUCGGCAUCAUUGGCGCAGACAGCCUUGCCGAGUCAACAACUCUUUGA
This is a messenger RNA of Cladocopium goreaui, 1581 nucleotides long. The record is from the annotation of a GenBank genome assembly. NCBI's taxonomy places the organism in Eukaryota, Dinophyceae, Suessiales, Symbiodiniaceae.